This is a messenger RNA of Paramecium tetraurelia, 369 nucleotides long. RefSeq lists its product as uncharacterized. Gene Ontology annotation, molecular function: calcium ion binding. The transcript has 2 exons. The record is from RefSeq and is a predicted model, not a curated record. NCBI's taxonomy places the organism in Eukaryota, Ciliophora, Oligohymenophorea, Peniculida, Parameciidae.
AUGAAUUAUAGAAUUGAAAAGGCUGACUUAUAUAUUAGAUAGCAUCGAAUAAUCGAGUUGUUUGAGGAUUUGACUACAGCCAUCUCAUACGAAUAACCAGGAGACAUAAAAAAGUUUUUGAUUGAAUAAUUGCAGUUAAAAUAGAAAUUCGGUUUCAAAACAGGUUUAUUCAAACCAGAAGAAAUUGAUAACAUUUUCACACUAUUUGAUUUAAAAUAAGACGGAUGGAUUUCUAAAAAGUAAGCAAUUGAUGCUUUCAAAGUUAUGGCAGCUUCCCAAUAUCAACUCAAAGAUGAGUCUAUUUUUCCAGAAAAAGUCACAAAAAAGUAAUUUGCAGAAAUUAUCGGAGAACACCUAGGUAUAAAAUGA